Molecule: messenger RNA, 1212 nt
Organism: Colletotrichum abscissum
Lineage: Eukaryota; Fungi; Ascomycota; Sordariomycetes; Glomerellales; Glomerellaceae
Product: cytochrome P450
Exons: 3
Coding region: 1-1212 (403 amino acids)
Molecular function (GO): heme binding; iron ion binding; monooxygenase activity
Source: RefSeq, a predicted model, not a curated record
AUGUCGCUUCUCAAUUCUGCAAAUGCUGGCUACAUCAUCGCCGCCCUUUGCAUGGUCUUCUCCGCCUAUGUUCUUCUCAGAGGACUGACCUGCUCGAUCAGUCAUGUACCUGGCCCGUGGCAUACUUGCUUCGUCAACUAUACUCUAAAAUUCCAUGUGCUCGUAGGUCGUCGAAUGCACUACGUACACUCUCUCCACCAGAAGUACGGAUCAUUUGUGCGAAUCUCGCCCAAUGAAGUCGCAAUCGCGGACCCCGAGUCGUUUACUGCAAUUCACAAGAUUGGCUCUGGCUUCACCAAAGGGCCAUGGUACUCUGAGGUCAUAGAUGGGCGUGAGCCAGGCAUUGUCUUCAUCACCGAUCCCAAGGAGCAUGCUGUGAGGCGCAGGCUGUUUUCUAGAGCCUUUGCGAGCCUCUCGCUGCGCGAGAAUUGGGAGUUGGUUGUUCGAGAGAAGGUUGAAUUAGCCGUAGACCGUAUUCGGGCGGAUGCUUUGAAGGGUAAAGCCGAUAUUCUCAAGUGGUGGAUGCUCAUGACGACGGACGUUAUUGCCCACUUGUCUUUUGGCGAGUCUUUCAAGACACUAGAGCUCGGCGAGAAAAGCUCCUACAUCCACGCGUUGGAAAUGCUCUUCACAGCUUCAAUGUUUCGACGCGAAGUGCCCUGGCUAUUCUAUCUCGCCCAAUAUCUACCCUUUCAGUACCCCAAGGAGCUUGCAAACGCGGGGCACAUCAUCGGCGAAUAUGCUAGUAUGGCCACAAGCAGCCAAAAAGGCAAUGGGCAUUCUGCAAACCUAUUUAGUAACAUGCAAGCUGCGUGUGAUGAAAAGAUCGAGUACAGCCUGACUCCGGAAAAGUUGCAGUCAGAGGCGACGAACCUCAUCGUGGCAGGGUCCGAUACCACCUCUAUUACACUGACCUAUCUAGUCUGGGUGGUGCUGAAGAGACCGACCCUCCGUCAAAAUCUCGAAGCGGAGCUUCACAACCUCAGAGACGACGAGAUCAACGACGCCGUUCUCGAGAAACUGCCGCUUCUCAACGCCGUCAUCGAAGAGACGUUGCGCGUGUACGGGGCGGUUGCAGGUAACCUACCUAGGUCUGUACCUCCGGGUGGUGUGACGCUGGGUGGAUUCUUCAUUCCUGGUGGCAUAGUUGUAGAGACGCAGGCGUACACGCUCCACCGUAACCCCAAUGUUUUUCCAGACCCUGAGAGGUAA